Molecule: messenger RNA, 1318 nt
Organism: Zeugodacus cucurbitae (melon fly)
Lineage: Eukaryota; Metazoa; Arthropoda; Insecta; Diptera; Tephritidae
Exons: 1
Coding region: 3-1181 (392 amino acids)
Biological process (GO): cholesterol biosynthetic process; isoprenoid biosynthetic process
Cellular component (GO): cytoplasm
Molecular function (GO): mevalonate kinase activity; ATP binding
Source: RefSeq, a predicted model, not a curated record
CCAUGAACAAGUUUCAAAUUAUUGCGCCCGGCAAAGUAAUUCUCCACGGUGAGCAUGCAGUCGUUUAUAAAAAACCUGCUCUGGCAGCCGCUGUCGGACUGUCAACGAAAUUACUAUUCUACCCACAACCAGAGAGUGAUGUCGCCGUUUUUAAUUUGGAGACGCUGAAUUGCACCUUUGAAAUUCAAUUGCAGCAAUUUAAUGAUUUUAUUAAAGGUUUUCGUGAGGAAUAUCCAGAGAAUAAACUGGAUUGUACGGCAAAACUACUUGAAGAUGUACGCGCUGUUAUUGCAAAGCAAUUCGAUGGCUCCACCAGUAACUCUCCAAAACACCAACAAUCUCAAAAAACAUUUUUAUCCAUAUACUACCUAUUGGCUGGCGCAGUACUUGCAGCGCCGAGCGAACUUACUUUAAAAUCUGGAUUCAGAAUUCAUCUUGACACCGAACUGAAUGUUGGAUCUGGUUUAGGAAGUUCUGCAUCAUUCGGCGCCACACUAGCGGCGGCAUUUUUACUUAUCACCGGUCAUUUCGAUGAGAAGUCAUACCUUAAAUUGGAAAAUCGCGCGCUUAUCUCUCAGUGGGCCUAUGAAUCGGAACGUAUUAUGCAUGGUACGCCAUCGGGAGUUGAUAACACUGUGGUAACAUACGGUGGAAUGCUAAAAUUUGUUAAAGGUCAAGGAUUUCAGUCGCUUAACAUACAGCGGCCACUCAAUAUCAUGUUGGUUGAUAGUCGUGUUAAUCGCAGCACCGCAGACAUUGUUGCCAAAGUACGUCACCUGUGGGAAACAUUUCCAAAGGUAAUCGAUUCCAUUUGGGACGCUUGCGAAGAGAUAGUAGCAGAUGCCAUACCAUUGUACGAAAGCUUUGGCAAUGCUAAGGAUGAUAGUGUAAAAUUUGAAAAACUGGAGCGUUUGUUCCAAAUAAACAACGAUCUGCUUAAAGCUAUCGGUGUUACACAUCCAAAAUUGGAGCAGAUAUUUGCCAUCGCUUUUAAGCGUGGUUUCUUCAGCAAGAUAACAGGAGCAGGAGCUGGUGGUUUUGCUGUCGUGCUUUUGCCGGAAAAUUACGAGAGUAACGAAGUUUACUGGAAGUUGAAAGAAGAAUUAGAAUCCGCUGGAUUUGGGGUGCAAGCAACCACAGCUGGCGGCGAAGGUUUACGUAUUAAUGAUUUCGAGGACUAGUUUUUCGAAAUGUUGAAUGAACUAUAAAUAAAUUAAUUAUUUGUCUAUUGCCUACCAAUAAUCAAUAAUUGUCGUGUAAAAACUGAAUAUGUAAAAUAAUUGUGAACAAUAUAAUCAUGUAGAAUAUGUGUAAACAA